This is a messenger RNA of Pelodiscus sinensis (Chinese soft-shelled turtle), 1330 nucleotides long. The record is from RefSeq and is a predicted model, not a curated record. NCBI's taxonomy places the organism in Eukaryota, Metazoa, Chordata, Testudines, Trionychidae.
GGGAACACAGGCAGGGGCCGCCCCAGGCCCGGACCGUUGUCAGACGCACACGGCAGUGCCCGGAGUCUGCAGGCCAACGCAGAAUAAACGGGAAGGACUCGUCUGCGGGGAGCCCAGCAGGCCAAGCUGGAUUCCGGACUGCUGCCAAACACAAGUGGAGAAAGCAGAGGCCAUUCCUGUGCCUUUCACAACCCCCCCAGGAAGCUACUAUGACAAUGUCUCGGAAACACAAUCCAAUCCACCCUGGCAUAGAGGAGCACAACUGUACAGCCCAGGCAAAACCCUUCCAGUCCUGCAAGCAAGUUAUAUGUGUGUGAGAACUCGCCCAGCACUGGCUGGGUUGCCGAAGGAGCACUCUGAAAAGCAUACUCAGUUCCUGGGGUGGCUGCUAACGCUGCGUACCGUUCUAUAACAGCGCUGCCUUUGGGCUCCAAUGCCUGUGGGCUGGCAGGGCCUCGAGGUGUGAGGAGGGGGAGGGUGUGUGUGCUAACAGCUACGCUCUUUUUCUAGCCAAAGGGGAAGGUGGGAACCAAAGGCAAAAAGCAGAUUUUUGAAGAGAACAAGGAGACUCUGAAAUUCUACUUGUGGAUCAUCCUGGGUGCUAAUGCCAUUUAUGGAGUUGUGAACCUGGUGAUCUUCUACACAACAGCUUCCUUCUGGACCUGGGGUGCGUGCGUGUUCAGCGUGGCGAUCUAUGGCGCCAGUUACCGCUCCAUGAGCUCCAUGGCAAAAGCGUCUUUCGCGGACGAUGGCAGCCUGGCUGACGGGGGGAUCGACCUCAAUAUGGAGCAGGGGAUGGCAGAGCACCUGAAGGAUGUGAUCUUACUGACAGCCAUCAUCCAAGUGCUCAGCUGCUUCUCCCUCUAUGUCUGGUACUUCUGGCUCUUGGCUCCAGGCCGGGCUCUCUAUCUCCUGUGGGUGAACGUCCUGGGGCCCUGGCUCACGGCCGACAAUUCCGCUGCCGCCCAGGAGCCGAAUGAGAAGAAGCAGCGCCGGCAGGAGCGCCGCCAGAUGAAGCGCUUCUAGCUCCCCCUGUGGGAUGGUUUCGCACUAACCCACCAUCUCAACCGUGCUACUUCAUCAGGGAUGCGAUUUAAACCAAUCCAAGACCAUCGCGGGCUCUGUCUCACCCCCUCCUCCAUCCGUUCCAGGGGAAAGGCCUGCAGAGACUUCUCUGGAUGGUCUCGGCCGGGGCGCUCCACUAAUCGGGGCCUUGCGCGACAAGAGGGAGGAUGGUGACGACGGGGUAUCUGUAAAUAGCUUUUCAAGCAAGGCUGUUUGUUGGGAACUGCCUUGUUGGAGGAAAUAUAUUAAAGAGGAGAAUCUAAGC